AAGAAUUGAAGGAAGGCGAUCAAUGGCACAAAGCUGAAUGCGGUGGUCGCGAAGGCUUGGUUCCAGCUACUUACAUCAAAAUGAAGCCUCACGAAUGGUUCAAAGGGACGAUAACACAAGAAGAAGCAGAACAGAAUCUCAAGGACAAAAUAGCGGGAUCGUUUUUGGUUCGGCUUUCGGAAAGUACUCAAGGCGAUUUCGAGUUGUCUGUGAAAUGUCCAAAGGGUGACGUUCAACACUUCAAGAUACUCCGUGACGGAGGGGGAAAAUAUUUCCUGUGGAUAGUCAAGUUCAAUUCUAUCAAUGAGUUGAUCGAGUAUCAUAGAUCUUCAAGUGUCUCCCGAGAGGAAACUAUUCUUCUCAAAGAUCCGGAAGAAGGCCUCUUUGUUCGGGCACUGUUCGAUUUCGAAGCUAGGGAGACAGGCGAGUUGUCUUUGUCAAAGGGCGAUGUCAUAUUAGUCACAAACAAUACGGAUCAAUGGUGGUCUGGACUUUGCGUCAAAACGGGAGAAACUGGCUCUUUUCCGGCUAACUAUGUUGAAGAGACGGCAGCAGAAUAAAUUCGCCAUUUGCAACAAAAGAAAAAUGAUUUUUGAUAACCGAAAUUUGAAAUAUUCUGGAUCUAACGUUAAAUCAGCGGAACUAACCAUUUAUUUUUUAAGUCCAUAUGUAGAAACCGUUUCAUUAGUAAUCUCCAG
Molecule: messenger RNA, 698 nt
Organism: Symsagittifera roscoffensis
Lineage: Eukaryota; Metazoa; Xenacoelomorpha; Acoela; Convolutidae
Product: growth factor receptor-bound protein 2-like
Exons: 4
Coding region: 81-560 (159 amino acids)
Biological process (GO): signal transduction; regulation of MAPK cascade
Cellular component (GO): plasma membrane; nucleoplasm; COP9 signalosome
Molecular function (GO): epidermal growth factor receptor binding; phosphotyrosine residue binding
Source: RefSeq, a predicted model, not a curated record